ACGUCAGUGAAACUAAACAGAAGGUCCAUGAAAAGCUUUUUGAAUUUUUUUUUUUUAGAGUCAAAGGAUGAAGAGGUGUUAUCUUCGCAACUUUUCGAAUUGCCACCCUUGGAUAGAGGCUGUGAAGCAAUUCUUUCGAUACCAUCCACAGAGUCCACUUCAUUGAAUUGCAGAGCUCCACAAACUCAUGCGGUUAGGUUAUCUGAAGAACUCAACGCGAAAACACCCGAGGCAGUUGAGCACAGUUUGCAAGUCUUGCCUACCUGCUCGUUCGAGUCGGAAUCGUUCUCUUGCUCUGUUCCAAAAUAUGUAACGAAAGAUUCUUCGUGGUUCUUCGAGGUGCAGACCGGUAGUAGCACUGCUGUGACUAUCAGAGACAAGGUGCAAUGUAAGGCUGUCCUGCAAUGCAAAGCAAGCAAUUACUGUGAUAUGAAGCAGAAGCCUGAAAGUACGCAGGAGCUGCAUCGCCUCCCUCCGAAGAAGAAGAAAGUACAUCGAACUAGUAUGGAUGAAUGCCUGUUGCUUUUGCAGCUUGGCGCGAUGCCAAGUCAGUCCAUCGAUGACCCGUGUCCACAAAACUCUCCAUGCUCUUCGACAUCAUCGAGCAAAGGAAAAUUCAAAAAGCGACGGAAAGAUCCAAGAGGCAAAACGUCGUUGCCAAGUUCUAGUAGGUCGCAAGCUGUCAAUUUCAAGGAAGUUGGUGCCGCAUUGACUGCAUAUGGAAAGUCUACGGCUUAUCGCGGUGGAGCAGAAAAUUUCAGCCCCCACAGGAGCGAUUUAUCGGAUUCUCCUGAUCGCCUGGUUAUUGUGGAGGACCUCGAAGGUGUUGUAGUGAAAGAUCCACCACCGGAUGACGUGCCGUUAAGGCAGGAACCUGUAAUGGAACCGAAAAAUGCUCUCAAGACAUCUUCAGUGUGCUCUACGCAACCUCAGCCUUUUGUGGAGCUCAAACCGGAAAGAGUUCCGAGUGCUGAACCGCCAUCUAGCAAGCAGAUCAGGAAAACUCCGCGUAAAAGGGAGUUAGAGCUCUCUCCUGCGGAUAUUCUCCCUCCGGAAGCAAAGAGAAGGCCGACAGCGACAACGAAGGAUAACCAUUCUUCGCCGUUGGUUACCAGCUCCUCUAUUGAAGCGGAGAAUCGAGCGGGCGCCAUACCGAAAGGCUAA
This is a messenger RNA of Cooperia oncophora, 1164 nucleotides long. Lineage: Eukaryota; Metazoa; Nematoda; Chromadorea; Rhabditida; Trichostrongylidae. The record is from the annotation of a GenBank genome assembly.